This is a messenger RNA of Penicillium brevicompactum, 447 nucleotides long. RefSeq names its product polysaccharide biosynthesis domain-containing protein. Bases 1 to 447 code for a protein of 148 amino acids. Gene Ontology annotation, cellular component: cytoplasm. The transcript has 4 exons. NCBI's taxonomy places the organism in Eukaryota, Fungi, Ascomycota, Eurotiomycetes, Eurotiales, Aspergillaceae. The record is from RefSeq and is a predicted model, not a curated record.
AUGUCCAAGCCAUUCAACCCCGAGGAGGCGGAGAACCUGGAGGAUAUGGAGAAGCAGUUCGCUGUCAAAGCUGUCGAACACCUCAUGACAUACUGGGCUAUUUUGGAGAAGGUCAAGGGCUCCCAACUGCGCCUGACCAAGCAGGACAACGAGAUCUACGAGUCAUUCAUGGAGGCAUUCCCCGACUUCGAUCCUGCCGGAACCCUCGUCGAGGACGACAUGAAGAGCAAGGCGGGCAAGGAGAAGUGGCGCACCUGGAUGAACAAGUGGCAGAAGGUCGAGGACUACAACUUCGGCACCAUCAUCCGUACCCGCGCGGACGCCGAAUACGACCAGGACACCACUAUCUUUGGUGUGCGCAUGCAGUUCUACGCUGUUGAGAUUGCCAGAAACCGCGCUGGUCUCAACGAUUGGAUCUACGAGAAGGCUUCCAAGGCUAGCUCUUGA